Polyodon spathula (Mississippi paddlefish) is the source of this 709-nucleotide messenger RNA. It is a transcript of the gene c7h12orf73, whose product is annotated as chromosome 7 C12orf73 homolog. The transcript is spliced from 3 exons. The record is from RefSeq and is a predicted model, not a curated record. Gene Ontology annotation, biological process: mitochondrial respiratory chain complex III assembly. Gene Ontology annotation, cellular component: mitochondrion. The coding region runs from base 262 to 450 and encodes 62 amino acids. Lineage: Eukaryota; Metazoa; Chordata; Actinopteri; Acipenseriformes; Polyodontidae.
AUUCAAGUUUAACUGGCAAAUCUAUUAUUUGAGUUGUUCAUUAAAUGUGUGGACAUCUAAUUCGUGUUUCCUCCGUACGGAACAAAAAUGUUGCCGUUAAAUUGCAGUACGGAAUUAUAUAUAUAGCGGGACUUAUUCGGUCCCAUUACAUGUUCGUAGCAGACCAGGUAAUGUUGUAAGUUGUUGUCAAAGACAGUGACCCGGGAGAAACUUAAAGGGUAAAUAACAGAUUCACGAGGUAUCCCAUACGUGGAGUUGGAAAUGCCUGCUGGUGUGUCCUGGCCUCGCUACCUCAAAAUGUUUGGGGCGAGUAUUUUAACCAUGUUUGCUGGUGCAGAAGUGGUUCAUCAAUACUACAGACCCGACCUGUCUAUUCCUGAUGUUCCCCCCAAGCCUGGUGAACUGAGAACAGAACUUCUCGGAGUAAAAAAAACAGACAAGCAGUCCUGAUGUUUAACACAAGUCUUUGUACAUUUUGGACAUUCUAUUAGUAUGUAUAAAAAAAUUCUUAUUGAAUUGUGUUUUAUGGAUAGAAGUUUGUGACUUGAAAAUAGGAGUCAUUAUUAAAUGCAAAGCUGGUAAAAUAAAAUAGUGUGUUGUAGUUAUGUUUGAUUUGUUUUAAUGCCAUGGAGGUUACCUCAAGUGUUGCUACUGUUAAUUGCAAAUCAUGUAAAAUUAAAUAAACAAAUCAGUUAUGGAUUUGUGAAAA